This is a messenger RNA of Aspergillus pseudonomiae, 1906 nucleotides long. RefSeq names its product glutamine synthetase family protein. Gene Ontology annotation, molecular function: glutamine synthetase activity. The record is from RefSeq and is a predicted model, not a curated record. The coding region runs from base 211 to 1650 and encodes 479 amino acids. The transcript is spliced from 5 exons. NCBI's taxonomy places the organism in Eukaryota, Fungi, Ascomycota, Eurotiomycetes, Eurotiales, Aspergillaceae.
UAAUAUCGCACCGAUUACUCUCCUACAAGACAGCACAAUGAAGAAGGUGGACAUUGACGUAGCGUCGGUGCGGUGGAUUACGCCAUGAGAGCUAAGCCGUCGCAUCAAGGCUCGGUGGCUCCGCAGUCCUCUCCGGAAUUCUUAAAAGCUCUGCCUCGGCCAACUUCUUUUUCAGAUCCAAUCUGUGAAGCAAACUAACAAUCAGAAACAAUGGCCUCAAACGUCACAUUAGAAAAUCUCUCCAGUCUCCUGGCAGAUGAUAUCAAAGUCAAAGUCGCUGGCAUUGACUGCGAUGGCAUCCUCCGCGGCAAAGUCAUGUCCAAGGAGAAAUUCCUGGGCAUUGCGGAAAAAGGAUUCGGGUUCAGCUCUGCAGUUUUCGGCUGGGACAUGCAGGAUGUCCUCUACACCACCGAUGCGAACGUCGCGCCCAAGGACUCUGGGUAUGUGGACUUUAUCGCGGUCCCCGAUUUGAGCACAUUCAGGAGAAUACCAUGGGAGGAUGACAUCCCCUUUUUCUUGGUGCGGUUUAUUCAGAACGGCCAGACUAUCUCUGCAGAUGGCCGGAAUAUGCUCAAAUCGAUAUGCGAUAAGCUCGCAGCAGAGAAUUGCAAAGGAAUGGCAGGUGUGGAAUUGGAGUUCAUGAAUUUCCAAACCCCUUCAGAAGACGGAUACAGCAGUGGCUCGCAAACCCAGAACAUCGCAGCCUUCCUCGAAAAGAACACCCCUGGAUCUCUGCGCCCUAUAACUGCAGGCAGUUUCUCCUACAGCGCAACUCGACCAGUGGCGUUUAAAAAAUACUUUUACGACAUAUUCAAUACCUGUGCACAAAUAAACUGUGGAAUCGAGGGCUGGCAUACCGAGGGAGGACCAGGCGUAUACGAAGCAGCCCUCAAAGUAUGCGAUGUUCGCGAAAUGGCCGACAGAACAUCUUUGUUCAAGCUCGUGGCAAAGUCAAUAGGCAUCGAGCACGGCAUCACGCCCUGUUUCAUGGCCAAGCCGAUCCAAGGUCAACCAGGCAGCUCCGGCCACAUCCACGUUUCGCUUUGCGAUCUUGACGGCAAGAACCUAUUUGCUCGAGAGACUCCGGACGACAACGCGCCAUGGCCUGAUGCUGUCGGGCUGUCGGAUCUGGGCCGCCAAUUCCUCGCUGGUAUUCUGGAGGCGCUGCCAGACAUCAUGCCUCUAUUCGCACCGACCGUUAACUCUUACAAACGGCUAGUGGAGAACUUCUGGGCGCCCGUGAAUGUCAGCUGGGGCCUAGAAGACCGAAUGGCCUCGAUCCGUCUCAUCACACCCCCGGUAUGCAAGCCUGGCGCGACGCGAUUCGAGGUCCGUAUUCCCGGCGCGGACUUGCAUCCCCACUACGCACUCAGUGUGAUUCUCGCCGCUGGCUGGCGUGGUGUACAGAAGAAGUUGGAGAUUAAGGUGCCUCCUGUGUCAGCUAUGAAGAAGGAUAACACGCGUCCAGAGCUACUACCAAAUACUCUGGAAGAAGCUCUGAAGCGGUUCAACGCAGCGGAUAGCAUUGCACGCGAGAUCCUGGAUGGGGAAUUUGUGGACUUCUUCACUGCAACUCGUGAGCAUGAGUUGCGAGUGUGGAGAGAGGCCGUGACCGAUUGGGAGUUUAAGCGGUACAUCGAGACGGUGUAAAUAGAUACUGGGGGCACAAUAGACAUAAAUGUACUGUAAAUAGCAAAGUAUAUACCUACGAAUCGAUGUUUUCUUACGAUAUCCCCAAUAUAGUGCAGUCCUUUAAAUCAUGACCUCCCAUUUCUGUGGAGGCUUCUUUGCUGGGAAAUUUGGGUUGAGGGUUGCAGGAUGUAUGUCUCAUCUCUCUCUGUUAUACCUCUUUGCUUUUCGGGGUUUACUACCCUGGUUAUAUAUUGUCCAAGUGUGUAUGGUGCCG